Pseudozyma hubeiensis SY62 is the source of this 1638-nucleotide messenger RNA. RefSeq lists its product as hypothetical. The record is from RefSeq and is a predicted model, not a curated record. The transcript has a single exon. The coding region runs from base 1 to 1638 and encodes 545 amino acids. Lineage: Eukaryota; Fungi; Basidiomycota; Ustilaginomycetes; Ustilaginales; Ustilaginaceae.
AUGCUGCACUGUCGGAUGUCGCUCCGUCCAGAAGCAUCGAAGGCCAACCAUGCUCGAGAUGCUGCGCAUCGUGAGCCUUCACGUCGUACUUAUAGCACCAACGAACAACGCAUGGUGCCGUCACAGCCAUAUCGCAUCCCUUCCCAGCUCCGCGAUCUCCAACCCUUUAAGGACAGGCGAUCUAUGGAACCGAAACGUCGUAGCAUCAUGUCGAAAGCUGGGAUCCUGGACCCGAACAGCCAGCAUGCUCCCGUCGAACGCGACGCGUCGCACCGGGAUGGCUUCCAGAUCGUGUCGCAACGUAGGGUCGAUUUGCCAUCCGAGCAACUUGACUAUUGGCAGCAAAUCAAGCAGGAAGACACGAAGGCCGACACCUUGUUCCCUUCACUGCUUGCCGGUAUUGAACCGUUCAGUCAAUCGAACGUGCAGUCUGCGUUUCGAGCACCCGAAGCGAGCGUCACCACGAAUGGAUGCGAGCCAAACCAAGCCAAUGCUCGACCCUCCAACUACAUUCCGUCGUCGCAAACCUCGUUUUCGCAGACAUCGAUCGACUGGAGUCCACUGGAAGUCUUUCCGAGCACCUCUUUCGCGCCGCUGCGCAAUGCCGAAGCUGGUCGUCUCUUUCAACAACCAUUUCCCUCUCCUUCUUUGCCUCAAUCAAGCUGCGUAAGACCGUCGGUCGAAAUGCAUCCCGCCGACACCAACGCCCCUUUUACUCCAAGGCCUGGCACCUCGGGAGGAGAACUUGGGGAUCGGAACGAGGAGUCAGGCAGGAUCAAGGACAUUCAGGAGAGUAUCCAUUGCUUCUGGCUCGUGUCGGAGAAUAGAAUGGCUCGGAUCCAGGACGACCUGAACGACGUCUCGACUCGGCUCAAAACUUCGUUCGAAGAGCAGAGAAGGAUCGUCUCGCAGAUCGAGCAGAUCCUGCCGCUGCAAGUGCAAAUCGCGCAAAAGGUGGUGCGCGCCGCCGAGGACCGCAAGCUUAUCUUUGGCCGCAUCAAGUCGCUGGAAGAAUCUUCAGCAGCGUCGCAGAAAAACUUCCAGUCCACGCUGGAGGCAAUGCAGGCCGAGCUGCGAGGUGGCAUAGAGUCGUUGCAGGAGAUCGUCACCAAGCCAAAGAGGCUGACGCCUCCGAAGCCAAAGAGCGACGCACCAGUGCCCACCGCAUCGACUACGGCCACGACGACCACGUCAUCCACCAAGAGCACCAAGAGACCGAGUCCUCCGCGCAAGAAGACAAGCCCGCAAGGUGCGAAAAAGGCGAAGCUAGUGUCCGGCGGCGAAGAAGACUGCUCCGUGCCGCCUACACCGCCUCCAUCAGCCGACUCCAGGGUCUCACCUGGCCAAGAGCGCGCGCGCGCCAUCGGCGAGUCGGUUUGUCACCUGCAAGCUAGCUACGAACACCAACAUCACGAGCCGCAUCAGCCGCUCUACCAAAACCAGGCUCGCGCUCGAAGCCUCGGAGGGUGGCAGCACGAAAGCCAGUACCAGUCGCACUCUCAGCCAAUCGCGCCCGGACAUCGUCCAUCAGCUUCGUUUGAUCAGACCCAACUACAACCUAGACCACACACUGCCGCACCUUGUCUGCAUGACGUAAAACAGUCCAUGGGCUCCAUCGAGAUGCCCUUGCACAAGUAG